GCAGCGAAAGAGAGCGCAAACAAAGUUGAUCUUACAAUUGCACCGUUGGUGAAGCGGAAUGAGCAUUUCGAGUUGGAUGCUGGUGUUCCCGAUUUGGAUGCUGGUGUUCAUGGAGAUGAAGAGAAAGGAGGAAAUAAAGAUUAUUGUGACAGUAAGUUCCUUUGAUUUUAUUGUUUUCAUUUGAUUGUUAGAGUUUUUCAUUUGGUGGAAACAUUGUUUUAGUUUGAGUGGAAUACAUUUGUUUAAAUGAAAAAGUUAAAGAGGUAACUGAAAGAAUAAAAAGACCAACUGAAAACUGUGAAACUCUAACUGAAAUAAUAUUUAUACCAGCUGAAUAUCAUAUAAAUACCAAAUGAAACUUUUUCUAUUUGUUUUUAUUUCAUCUGGUGGAAACAUUGUUUCAGUUUGUCAAUGAAUUGAUUCAUUUUUGAUUUUGUGUGUUUUUCGUCUCUUGUGUAUUUAGCUUUUUUUUUAUUGUUUUGGUUUUUGAAUGAAGAUGAUGAGAAAGAACCAAAGGAAGAUGAUAAGACGAGGAAUGCUGAUGAUGAUCAACUUAAAGAGGUUAAGGAUAAGGAUAAGGAUAAGGAUAAGGAUAAGGAUAAGGAUAAGGAUAAGGAUAAGGAUAAGGAUAAGGAUAAGAGUGUUAUGAUUCUGGUUUGCAGAAAAGUUCUUGUGAGAAGCAGAUUAUUGAUUCUACACAUAUCCCUACUCCUACGGCUGCUGUUGAAGUUGUUGAUCUUUCUACUCCUCCUUCCAUUGUUGAAGUUGUUGAAAACGUCUAUAGUAGAAGGUCUUCGAAAGUUGAUUCUUCUGGUAAAGGGAAAAAGAUAUCUGAAUACGUUCGCCUUCUGCGUUAUCAGUGUCCUGUUGGUGGUCCUGCUUUUAAAAGUGCCGAUCCUUCAUGCCCUUCAUUCCAACUAUUAACUCCGAGUCAUGUUAGUGAGGCUGUUGGAUGUGCAGACAGUGCAGACAGUAGUGAGGGUGUUGGAAGUUCAAUUUUAAUCAUCACUCUAGUUGAAGUAAAGUAUCCUCGUGUAAGUAUAGUUUUUGUUUUUUAGACUACAUUUUGUUUCAGUAGGUAUUAAUUUAUUUUUUCGUUUGUUUGUUUCUGUUUUAAUUUGGUUAUUUUUCUAUUUCAGUUAGUGUAUGUUUCUUCUCAGUUAGUAUCUGUUUCUAUUUCAGUUAGUGUAUGUUUCUUGUCAGUUAGUAUUAGUUUAUGUUUCAUUUAGUGUAUGUUUCUUCUCAGUUAGUAUUAGUUUAUGUUUCAGUUAGUAUCUGUUUCUUGUCAGUUAGUAUCAGUUUAUGUUUCAGUUAGUGUAUGUUUCUUGUCAGUUAGUAUUUGUUUCUAUUUUAGUUAGUGUAUGUUUCUUGUCAGUUAUUAUUUGUUUAUGUUUCAGUUAGUAUAUUUGUCAUUUUUGUUUAAGUAUUUUUUUCAUAUUUUAAUGCAAUGCAGGGUGAUGACUCUUAUUCUUCUUGAUCAAUCAUCAUACAAAUCGUACAUACCUAAGAAACAUUCAAAGUCAGAAAUUCUUUCAACACCUGAAUUAUUGAAGGGGUGGGACUAUGACUAUAAUUCGGAGAAAUCUGAGAAAGUUUCGAGAGUGGAGGAAAAAGGUGAUGAUUCUGAGGAUGAUGAUUUGGAUAAACUCAUUGACAAGAUUGCAAAACAAGGAGUUGAUUAUGAAGAGCCGAAAAAAGAAGAGGAUGAGAAGAAAGAUAUUGGAGACGUAGCUGGUGUUGGUUCUUCUUCUGCACCUGGUUUGCAGGCUAUCCCUGUCAAUAAUCAUGGCCUAAUCUUGUCUCGAAGCUUGCAUCAAUAUAACAAGUACCUGAGUGAUCUCUCUUCUGAAAACGUGUUGCUGGUUGAUUAUGUUUUCUACAAUGAGUUUGACAACGUUUCAAGGCUGUCAUUGGAUCCAAAUUCUGAACCUACAAAAACGAAUAAUUUGAUGCUGCAAGAUGAACUACAAAGUGAUAUCAUUGUGGACUUCGAGAAUCACGACAACAACUACUCGGUUCAGUUGUACAAGUUUGACCUUGUUAGCAUGCCUCGUCAGAGUUGGUUAACUAGUGGAGUUAUUGAUGGAUGCGCAUAUAUGUUUAAUAGGCAAGAAGAAGAAUCACCUUUUGCAAUGAGGAGAUUUUGGUUUAAUUUGAUGCCUUUUAACUAUAUUAAUUGGAUGUGUGAAGAGAAGGCAAAAAAGGUUGAGUUUGAUAGUGAAAUUGCUGAAAAUGAAAUUAUUUUGAAGAAGUUGGAGGGAACUAGUGAAUAUGAUGAGAAAUUGAAAGAAUGGGAAUAGAAGAAGAAAAAGUUGGUUACAAAAGAAGAUGAUUUAUUGUUCAAGAAAUGUAUUGGUUAGUGGGAUUGUAUUG
Molecule: messenger RNA, 2373 nt
Organism: Beta vulgaris subsp. vulgaris (sugar beet)
Lineage: Eukaryota; Viridiplantae; Streptophyta; Magnoliopsida; Caryophyllales; Amaranthaceae
Exons: 2
Coding region: 1362-2300 (312 amino acids)
Source: RefSeq, a predicted model, not a curated record